AUGCAGACGUGUCCCCACCUUCUAUCGUCAAUCCGACACCUCGACUUGGAAGUCCAGGAUCCCUCCCUGCUCUCCGAGCACCUCUCGUGGCUUCAAAAAAUCCCCCCUGGUGGGCUCAAGAGCCUCUGGCUUCGUUGGGAAUACGGAGGUUGGCCUCCAACCAAGUCCGAGUCCAUGCAAUGCGCUGUCAUUCGAGCGCCCGGAGUUCGUGGUGUGCGAAGUCUGUCCCUCGCGGGACGCUUCUACCCAGAAUUGCUCCGGGAGGUCGCAGAGUUCCCUCUCCUCGAAAAUGUCACCACCCGUAUCACUCGAUGCGCUCAAUUCAGUGCCCCUGUCCUGCGCAGGUUCCCUAGACUCAAGUGGGCAUGCGUCCGUGCCGACGUCUACGCACAGACCCAUGUGCAGCUGCUCUUCCCCGUUGCUUCCUCGCCUCAACUCCAAACACUGAUAAUCGUAUUCAACGUCGAGGAUUGUGUACAUCUUCUACCUUCCGCGCUUCGAUCGGUGGCACCAAGCCUGAGGCAUCUACGUUUGAUCAUCAUCGACGACGCAUUGGACCGUGUGGGCAAGCACUCGUUCAUGGACGAAGUCAUCCAAUGUCUGCCGUCCCUCAAGCGCCUGGCUAUAACCCCGGGCACCUAUUCUUCCGCCCUUUUCGAACGCCUGCCGCGGAGCUUGAAGUAUCUGGAACUGCUCCCUGGGUCAGGUGGUUUUCCGUACCGCGACGCCCUAGUGGCAUACAUCACACGAGCGGCAAAGUCGAAGCUUCCCUUGAAGAUGGUUGCUGUUCCCGCAAGCUUGAAGAGAGCGACCGUCGACGCGGUGAUUUCGGAGGCUUGCGAGGCUUGCGGGGUCGCUUUGCGGGUCGCUCGCAUUCGGUGGUGA
This is a messenger RNA of Dichomitus squalens LYAD-421 SS1, 885 nucleotides long. RefSeq lists its product as uncharacterized. The record is from RefSeq and is a predicted model, not a curated record. The transcript has a single exon. Lineage: Eukaryota; Fungi; Basidiomycota; Agaricomycetes; Polyporales; Polyporaceae. Bases 1 to 885 code for a protein of 294 amino acids.